GCCCUAAUCAACUCAAUUAAUUAAUAAUGUAUUCUUUUCUUGCCUUCUAAUUUCUAUAAAUAAAUAGAACCCCCCUUCACUACCUUACUCAAAUGAUUUGCCAUUUAAAAGCUCUAAUUCCUAUUUAUACUCCAUUUUCUUCUUCUUCUUCUUCAUCUUGAACACACACAAAGUGAAAAAACAACAUCAUCAUCGAUCAUGUUGUGUUGUAGUUCAAUAUUGUCUUUACAUGUGAUGUUUUUGUUCUAUGUUAUUCUCCUAUGUGAAGGGAAGACACAACUACCUAAGAAUUUGACUAUAAAGGCUGUUUUUGUGUUUGGAGAUUCCAUUGUUGAUCAAGGUAAUAACAACAAUAUAACAACAAUAGUCAAGUGUAAUUUCCCACCUUAUGGGAAGGAUUUUGUUGAUGGAAAGCCAACUGGAAGAUUUACCAAUGCCAAAACACCAGCAGAUUUGAUAGUGGAUGAAUUAGGAAUUAAAGAGUUAAUGCCAGCUUAUCUUGACCCCAAUUUACAAGCUGAAGAUCUUAAAACUGGAGUAAGCUUUGCCUCAGGAGCUUGUGGAUAUGACCCCCUAACAGCUAUCUCUGCGCAAGUAAUACCACUAUCAACACAACUAAAUUAUUUUCAAGAAUAUGUUGGGAAGCUAAAGGGAUUGGUUGGAGAAAAAGAAGCCAGCUACAUACUAAACAACAGUCUACACUUCGUUGUAGCAGGCAGCAAUGACAUUGCCAACACCUAUUACACCAUUGGAUUUCGUCAGAAACAGUAUGAUAUUGACUCAUAUACUGAUAUGAUGGUGGAUGAAGCUGCAGAUUUUAUCCAAGAUUUGUACAAGAUGGGAGC
Messenger RNA from Capsicum annuum, 845 nucleotides. RefSeq names its product GDSL esterase/lipase EXL3. Gene Ontology annotation, cellular component: extracellular region. Gene Ontology annotation, molecular function: hydrolase activity, acting on ester bonds. Lineage: Eukaryota; Viridiplantae; Streptophyta; Magnoliopsida; Solanales; Solanaceae. The record is from RefSeq and is a predicted model, not a curated record.